AGAAAAACACCGAACGAGGUCUCGCCGAUCUAAUCUCCCACACACACACACGAGCACACGACACACGACGGCGCGGCGGGGCACGCCUGCUACGUCCGUACUUCGCUGGUCGCCGUCCACAGUUCCACCCAGCGAGCGUCCUCCUUCACCGGCCUCUCUCUGCCGUCGACGCCUCGCCCCUCCUUGCUCACCAAUUCUCAUCUGCGGAGCCGCCUAAAGAGAACGAGCGGCCGCUCCGGCCACCGGCUAGAUCUGCAGCACCAUCACUCCACCAGCCCACCCCCGUGAUCUACCUGCUGUCGCCGGCCCUCUCUCCCUCUGCAGCACCACCAACUGAGGUGGAGUUCAACAGCUCACAUUCCUACAUCUUUGGAAAUGCAUCCCCAUCUAACCCUACACAGGCAUCCUAUGUGUGCUGAGAUUAUUGAAGAAUUCCAGAAGUGCCAUGUGGAUCACCCCAUCAAAAAAUUCUUUGGUGAAUGCACGGAUCUUAAGAUUAAGCUUGAUCGAUGCUUCCGGCAGGAGGUUCCCUUCUCAACUCUGUGCUACCCAUGGAAGCUACCAGCAAUAGGACCGCAUGAGUAGGCCUGGCCGCCUAGGCGUUGCAGGCGCGGUGGAUUUCUGCUGAUGGCGAGCUACUCAUUCCCAGCAGUUCUGACGCCAACUACCUCGAGCCAUUCCCAACCACGCUCAUCCCUCUGUAAGUUCCGUGUUUCUCCUUUCAGACCCAAAUGAGUUGUUCAGUUUCUUGGAGCAGAGAUGUGUGAUCGGUGCAAUUGUAUGGUUGGGACCAUGGUCUCUCGUCCUAAACAUGUUUAGAAACGAAUUGGUUGUGGGUCUGCAAAGUACCUCGUGAAUUGUGGAUUUGACCUUGGUGAAAUUAUUGAGAUCCAUCCCGUCGGGUGUUACCAGAUUUUCUGUUCAA
Messenger RNA from Triticum aestivum (bread wheat), 925 nucleotides. RefSeq names its product COX assembly mitochondrial protein 2 homolog. The record is from RefSeq and is a predicted model, not a curated record. Gene Ontology annotation, cellular component: mitochondrion. Bases 376 to 585 code for a protein of 69 amino acids. The transcript has 4 exons. Lineage: Eukaryota; Viridiplantae; Streptophyta; Magnoliopsida; Poales; Poaceae.